Molecule: messenger RNA, 828 nt
Organism: Ruditapes philippinarum (Manila clam)
Lineage: Eukaryota; Metazoa; Mollusca; Bivalvia; Venerida; Veneridae
Exons: 5
Source: RefSeq, a predicted model, not a curated record
AAUUAAUCUAUUUCAGAUCGAACGAUUUGUCAACUUUUCUGUAAGAUUGGAAGCAGAAUAAAAGGAUGGUUAUCAGUACGUCAAGGAUCCAAAUACUCAAUAAAAUGACCAUCGUAGCAUUGAUACUGAGAGCAGGUUUACCUUCUUUCAAAUUAGCAGGUGCAAAUGUCGCUAUACAAAGAAAAGACAAUCGGGCUGAUGAAUCAUGUGAGUGUGGAAAAAGCAUAACAAUUUCUUGCACUUUUAAGAAGAACACAUUUGCCAUUGAGUGGAUGGAUGCAAUUGAUAAUAAACCGAUAGCAAGAUGUUUAAAACAAGUUUGCAGUUUAAAUCCAAAGUAUGUUGAACAAUACAAUAUUUCGUUUGACAUGGAACAGGGCUAUUUUGACUUGACAGUACAAAAGGUAACCAUGGAGCUCAACGGAAGAAAGUUUGUUUGUUCGGAUGGGUCAAAUACUGCUUCUUAUAACAUGAGUGUCAAAGACUACGAGCCGUACCUGACUGAUGAUAGUAAAUCUGGAAGCAUAACAGCAGCGCCUGGUUGCAUUUCACAAGACACACAAGUUUCCUUCAAAUGGAUAAAGAUUUACGCUAGCAGUAAUGCUGAAAUGGAGUUCAAUCCAAAACGCCCAGUCAAAAGCAUUACGAGUUGUACAAAUGAUUCUGAUUGCGGAAAUGACAUGCAUGUGUACUAUUCAGAGAUAAUUGAAGCUAAGGCCAGUGCUGAAGGGAAGUAUUAUCUAAAAGUCACAGCGAUAUAUGGAAAUGAAAGCAAAGAGUCAUUCAGUGCAAACAACUCUGCCCAGAAGUACAUUAUUGAAGAACAAG